Messenger RNA from Leopardus geoffroyi (Geoffroy's cat), 5760 nucleotides. It is a transcript of the gene GABRB3, whose product is annotated as gamma-aminobutyric acid type A receptor subunit beta3. The transcript has 9 exons. Gene Ontology annotation, molecular function: extracellular ligand-gated monoatomic ion channel activity; GABA-A receptor activity; neurotransmitter receptor activity. Gene Ontology annotation, biological process: signal transduction; chemical synaptic transmission; nervous system process. Gene Ontology annotation, cellular component: membrane; GABA-A receptor complex; neuron projection. NCBI's taxonomy places the organism in Eukaryota, Metazoa, Chordata, Mammalia, Carnivora, Felidae. The coding region runs from base 44 to 1465 and encodes 473 amino acids. The record is from RefSeq and is a predicted model, not a curated record.
GGGAGAGCCGAUCCCACUCAGAUUCGGUCGGAGGAGCAACGCCAUGUGCUACAGGCUCCCGGCUCUCCUGCUGCCCAUCUGGCUCUUCUGGACUCUGGGGAUUCGAGGCUCUGAGCCCCGCAGCGUGAACGAUCCCGGGAACAUGUCCUUUGUGAAGGAGACGGUGGACAAGCUGUUGAAAGGCUACGACAUUCGCCUGAGACCCGACUUCGGGGGUCCCCCGGUCUGCGUGGGGAUGAACAUCGAUAUCGCCAGCAUAGACAUGGUUUCCGAAGUCAACAUGGAUUACACCUUAACCAUGUAUUUUCAACAAUAUUGGAGAGAUAAAAGGCUUGCCUAUUCUGGGAUCCCUCUCAACCUCACGCUUGACAAUCGAGUGGCUGACCAGCUAUGGGUGCCUGACACAUAUUUCUUAAAUGACAAAAAGUCAUUUGUGCAUGGAGUGACAGUGAAAAACCGCAUGAUCCGCCUUCACCCUGAUGGGACGGUGCUGUACGGGCUCAGAAUCACCACAACCGCAGCAUGCAUGAUGGACUUGAGAAGAUACCCCUUGGAUGAGCAGAACUGCACGCUGGAAAUUGAAAGCUAUGGCUAUACCACAGAUGACAUUGAAUUUUACUGGCGUGGAGGUGAUAAGGCUGUCACUGGAGUGGAAAGGAUUGAGCUCCCUCAGUUCUCUAUUGUGGAGCAUCGUCUGGUCUCGAGGAAUGUCGUCUUUGCCACAGGUGCCUAUCCUCGGCUCUCAUUGAGCUUUCGGUUGAAGAGAAACAUUGGAUACUUCAUUCUCCAGACUUACAUGCCCUCGAUACUAAUUACGAUUCUCUCAUGGGUGUCCUUCUGGAUCAAUUAUGAUGCAUCUGCAGCUAGAGUUGCCCUUGGGAUCACUACCGUGCUGACAAUGACAACCAUCAACACACACCUCCGGGAGACAUUGCCCAAAAUCCCCUACGUCAAAGCCAUUGACAUGUACCUCAUGGGCUGCUUUGUCUUUGUGUUUCUGGCCCUUCUGGAGUAUGCCUUUGUCAACUACAUUUUCUUUGGAAGAGGCCCUCAAAGGCAGAAGAAGCUUGCAGAAAAGACAGCCAAGGCGAAGAAUGACCGUUCCAAGAGUGAAAGCAACCAGGUGGAUGCUCAUGGAAAUAUUCUAUUAACAUCACUGGUGGUUCACAAUGAAAUGAAUGAGGUCACAGGCAGUGUUGGUGAUACCAGGAAUUCAGCAAGACCCUUUGACAACUCAGGAAUCCAGUACAGGAAACAGAGCAUGCCUAGGGAAGGGCAUGGGCGACACAUGGGGGACAGAAGCAUCCCGCACAAGAAGACCCAUCUACGGAGGAGGUCUUCACAGCUCAAAAUUAAAAUUCCUGAUCUAACCGAUGUGAAUGCCAUAGACAGAUGGUCCAGGAUCGUGUUUCCAUUCACUUUUUCUCUUUUCAACUUAGUUUACUGGCUGUACUAUGUUAACUGAGUGACUGUACUUGAUUUUUCAAAGACUUCAUUUAACACUGAGUGAAAUAUUACUCUGCCUGUCAAGUUUUUAUACCUGUACACACACACAGACACACACAAGCAGACACACAUAUAUACAUACGCAAUUGUAUAUAUAUGUGAACUUUCUCAGCAUAUAUAUAAAAUACACGUGUAUAUGAGGAUGUAUGUGUAUAUGUUUAUACACACAGGUAUAAGUACCCAUGUGUAUGUAAAACAAAUACACAUACAUAUAUACAUUUUGCAGCUAUGGACAAUUUAACACAGGAUGCAUAUUAAAGAAAGUCAUAGUUUUUUCUUUUUUAAUUGAAAGGGACAAGCAUCGUCUAAAUAUUAUGCCUUGAGAAUGAGGGUGUGAAACACAUCAUCCAAAAAUAUGUGUUUUAUUAUCAUAAGUUAGAUGUUUUAGUUUGAAAAUCAGAAAGAAAAUCUUAGUUAAUCUUCAAAAAAUCAUUCAGUGGUAUUGCUAGUUUAAAAUGAGUCACAUACUUCAUAUUGUUUCUGUUUACCUAGCGAAGGCUUUUCAGCUUUUUUGGUGAUGGGGUUUGCUUUCAUCAGGCACACUUUUUCUGUAACGGUUUAGUGGAUGAGGUGAGCCACUGGUGUGUGCUCACCUGUUGUCUUAAAUAUAGAUAGAUCCCACGUUGAUGUCUGAAACAUCCAUCUUUAGAAAACCCAUCAGGAAUGGAUGGCAUCUCAUUGUAAGUACUCUUAAUGUACAGUGUAUUUUUUUGUUGUUGUUCACUUGGAGUGGAUUCAGCUUACCUGUCAUAUGGGAAUACAAUGGCAUGUUUUGGCAAUGUUUAGUUGACAUUUCAAUCACUGAAAAUGUGCUCCACAUCUUGUAUGGAUUUCUAGGCCUGAUCUAACAGAAAGCAUAGACGUCUCAGGUUAUUUGUUACUCUAAGGUAAAACCAUCUAGGAUGAUUUUCCCCCUUGUCUUUACGUUAUCAAUCACUCUUAUAACAUUGUAUGUUAAUAUGAAGUAUAUUUGCAUAAUAUGCAUAUAUAUGUAUAUUUACCAAUAUUUUGUUUCUUAAUGCUUGCUAUCAUGGCAGCAUGCGAUGUCAUAAUUUUCCUUUACAUGAUGUAACUACUUUCUGUUACCUAGAAUUAAGAUUGAAGCUUAAAACACAUUUACUGUUCAAUUUCAGAAACCAAGAAACAUCUUCAUGCCUUCAUUUCUGUAUCUGACAUAUUUCAUAAGCACAUCCAACUACUCCUAGUCUAACUAGGAUGCUGCAGGAACAUGACCAGUACACACCACGCGUCACCCAGUAAUCCAUGACCGUUCUCUUGAGGUAAAGGAGAGCAACCCAACAACAAACAGUCAUUUUUGGUUCCUUCUGAUCCACAGCCUCAUCAGUAUUUGGACUUUUUAAAGCUCGUAGAAACAAGACAAGGUGCACCGGUUUCAUAGACGCAACCUUAACUUACUAUUUAGAUGAGAUCUUUCUAAAGAAAAAAAAAGAGAUGAUAUAUUUUUUGUAAACAAUAUUUCUAUCACAGGCCUCCAUAAAUGGAAAUGACUACAGUUGUGCAAACAGAUGUCACAGUGAGGUUAAGCAUUUGGAGAAAAAAAGCAAAAUAUUCAGGAAAGAACUGCUAAAUUAAUACUUUAUCCCAACAUGCCACAUAUGCCUCACCUUCUCUGUUCUAUCCUAAGCCAAUGACCAAAAUCUUGUCCAAUAUGCUACUAGCUGGCACCAGUUUGCUCCACGUAGAUAGAGGCACCACCUUCCCUGAGGAUGCAUGUGGUGUGAGCUAUCACCAUAAGCUUACCAUUACUUGAUUUUUCUUUGGUAUAAAGAUAACAAUCUUUAAUUUGUGGAAGUCUGUCACAGUUCAAGACCCACUGUCAGGUAAAACACAACCCACAAAAUCUCAUGCUAGAAGCAAUGACUAGUUUUUUACCUUAACCCCUCCUUCAUUCUGACCUUUCUACAACAUCUUCCACCUACUGCUCUCUGGUUUUAUUUUGUAUCUGGAGAUUAGCCAGUGAUUUCUGGUCUUGGGCUUUUCUCUGACAAUUUUUUUUUUUUCAUGGGUAACAAUGAGGGAUCCUAAAAGUUAAAUAGAUUGGGAAAAACCUUGUAAGUGGCCUUAUCAUUGUUAACAUGUUAAAGAAAAAAGACAUUUGUGAAGACCUUAUCCCUUUCAAUACUUCAGGUAUCUUUUUCUGUAUCCAGUGAUUCAAGGAGUAAGCUCCACAUGCAGAAGAGGGACCCCAAAAUGCAAAUGAAUAUGGACAAAAGCAAUCAAUGCUCGAUUUACUUGUACAAUUUAUACUAUUCAGAACUGUGACAUUAAUUCUUUCUGUGAGAAAAAUGAUUCAAAACAUUUUUGAUGCAUAGUUGAGGUACCCAAUUAUCAAAGGAAGAGACCCUAUGGGGCUCAGAAGAGCUGCAGUCUACUUACCAAGGUUUUCUGGUUAUAAAUUUGCAUGGUAUAGUCAUAAUAGCUUUUGAGCUUUUUAUAUGCAUUUGGCACCAAGACUGGGAUCCACAACUUUGUAGACACUGCGAUGAAGUUAACAUAAUAGCUAUACUAUAAAUAGUGUUUGUAACUACACACAUACAUACACACAUACACACACACACACACACACACACACACAAAUACAUACAUAUAUUCUGUAAAAAAAAAAACUUUUUAAGAUCCUUGGGUAUGUGUUUGCUUUACUCCAUUUCAGAAGAAAAUUACUUUUCUUCUAAUAAAAUUAUUUUAUAGCUUCUCCAUUUUUAAAAGUUGUGAGAAAUAUUGAGAAGCAGAACUCUAUGCUGACAGAAGAGAGUUGAGUUUGGUUCUCUGUUCUGUUUCAAUGACCUCUCAUUAUUCCACAGUAGUUACUGGAGCCAGUGUGCAAGCUGUAUUGAUGAAUUCUGAACCUGGACCUCCGACAUUAAUGUGAGGUGGCUGUCACCCACAUCCAGACAUCUUGAGUAAGGAGAGAAAAGUUGAAUUUGGAAUAUAAUGGUAUUUCUUUCUCAACAACUGAACAUAAUAAAAAGUUAAUUUUCUAUGUAGUCCUGUCUUUCCAAAAUGCUUCACAGGGGCUCAAAAUGUACUGAAGAAUCUUUCUCUGAAAGUUGGUUAUUACCCAUAUUUAGAUAUACUUGAGACAACUCAAGAGCCCUACUACAUAAAUCCCUACAGUGAAAGACUGAUAAGACUUGAGUAAAUCUUGAAAACAAGCGUUAUUCUUGUUCACCUACCCCAGGACUGUAGAGGGGUUUCACUGUCUAUAUCAUGAGACAUGCAUUUCCCCCCUGAAUCAUAAAUGAACUAGGAAGUAUGUCAUGAUAAUAUUCCUGUUAGGUUUGAAGAUUACAUGUGCAUCUGCAAUAUCAUGUGUUUUUAAUGCCAGCAUCCAGAACUUUUGACAUAUUUGGUCAGUUACGUCAAAGGCACUUUUCCCCUGUGCAGCUUCGGAAUUAACAUUUUCACCCAGGAGGAAUCCCAGAGGUGAUGCCACACACUUUUGGGACUGGUUUUAAGGGGACAGGCACAUUGGCAGCUGUAGGUGUUCAUUUUCAGCAUCUAGUAGAUAACCCCAUUGGUGUUAGUCCCACAGUGGUGUGUUUGAAAAAAGAGAAUAUGUCCAAUUUUGAAUCUCCUGGCUUGAAAUUAUAAACCAUCUCAUAAUCCUUACUUAAUGCUCCACCUGAAAACUAGUUCAUAUUUCUGACCAUUUUUAUGUAAGCAAAAUUGAUCAAUUAGUGAAAUAUUUUGUUACUCAUGGGAAUGACUUCGGCUCUCAUCUUAUGUGAGCCAUCAGUCAGAGUAACAUUGAAUCAUGGGGCAAAGAGCUGUCCAGGUGGACUAAAUUUUCCCAGGACACUAGCUAGUGUGCCUUGGAUCAAUUACCUCUUCUACUGCAUUGAAAGGUGCCAUGUUUUCCAAAAUACUCAAUUCCCAACACCUGGGUAAACAGUGACUUCCCAGAGAGUGGCUACAAUCACAUGCCUCUCCCUAGGGUGAGCCCCAUAAACAUGUUUUAUCAUUCUUGUCUUAUAUUUCUACUUUCCAAGUCAGUGAGUGUAUUCAAGGUAAGUACAGGAUUAUUCUAGUAGGAAUAGGCGAUUGCUGUCAUGAUCAAUUCCCAUGUGGAUUUCAUUUCAUUGUAAAGAUAAACUAAAAUCCAAUUUUGCUUAAGCACAUUGAUGUAAUUUUUUGGUAUUAUUUGACAUGAAAAAAACAGCAAAAUUGAGUGAUAGAUACAAUAUGAAACUUGUUGAUGAAUGAAUUCAAAUUUAUUAAAAAAGAACUAACUGA